Molecule: messenger RNA, 1066 nt
Organism: Centruroides sculpturatus (bark scorpion)
Lineage: Eukaryota; Metazoa; Arthropoda; Arachnida; Scorpiones; Buthidae
Exons: 5
Coding region: 382-927 (181 amino acids)
Source: RefSeq, a predicted model, not a curated record
AUAGAAAAUUUCAAAUUUUUCAGCUCGAAAGUGUAAAAUACAAGUAAAUUUACUGUGUAUUUUUUAUCUGAAACCGUUAAAAACCAUCCGGAAGUUUGCAGAAGGACGGCGAAAAUUCAGCGGAUGUUAACAAAUAUCAUAUUUAAUAGCGAGUAGAUAAGUAAUCGCACGCGUUUGUGUUUGGCAGGUGUCGUCUAUAUUGUCUGCUGGUAGUGUAACAGGUGGGGUGACGUCACAAAAAAACAUAUUGCUGACGUUUCAUAAUGUUAAAAUAAGAAUUUCUCUCAUCUACGGAACAUUGAAAUGAAAUUCUUGUAAUGCAAGAACUGUAAUGAUUUUCAAAAACAUGAUUUUAUUCACUUAAUAUAUGAAGAUAACAAAAUGUUUAUAACAAAGUGUAUCACUUUAUUAAUGUGUUUAUGCAUAGUAACGAGCAUACCAAACAAAGAAAGCAAAAAACAGAAGAUUACAAACUUAGACUAUGUGAAAGAAAGCAGGCUUGACAGGCCUCAAAAUAUAACUGAACAACAACAACAACAACAACAGACUAACAGCACGAUUAAAAUGACAACAACACAAUCCACAGCUAAAACAGAAAAUACUACAGACCGUGGAACUACAACAAUAACUUCUAGCCAAAAGAAUUCGAGUAACAUUGCACCAAACAACAGCAUCAAAGUUUCUAGGAUUUAUGACUAUGCAAUUCUUUCUUGGAUGAAAGAUAGCUAUGUUAUGAGCUUUGUCAUUCCCAUUGCUGCUGGUAUAGGCAGUGCCAUUGUUUUGCUCAUCAUCGUUAAUUUGGGACGAUGCGUCAGAAACAGAUGUCAAAGACGUCGUCGUAAGAAAUUUUCAAAUGAGUCCAUUAGAAAAAUGAAUUUGGCUGAUAGAAUGAAGCUUCUAGCGGAAACUUCAGAUGAAGAGUUUUGAGAACAGAAAUUUAUGUCGUUGUGUUUCAUGUAAAAUUCAAUAUAUAAAUGAAUGUAACUUGUAAGAAAAUUUUUAAGUGUAAUGUCAACAUUUAAUAACAUUUUAUCUGAAUAAAAAUAAGUAAACAUUGAUAUGAAAA